Molecule: messenger RNA, 456 nt
Organism: Penicillium arizonense
Lineage: Eukaryota; Fungi; Ascomycota; Eurotiomycetes; Eurotiales; Aspergillaceae
Gene: ubc2
Product: E2 ubiquitin-conjugating protein RAD6
Exons: 4
Coding region: 1-456 (151 amino acids)
Biological process (GO): protein polyubiquitination; proteasome-mediated ubiquitin-dependent protein catabolic process; DNA repair
Cellular component (GO): HULC complex
Molecular function (GO): ubiquitin conjugating enzyme activity
Source: RefSeq, a predicted model, not a curated record
AUGUCUACAUCCGCCCGCCGCCGUCUCAUGCGGGACUUCAAGCGUAUGCAAACUGAUCCCCCAGCUGGCGUCUCUGCAUCCCCGGUGGCCGAUAAUGUGAUGACAUGGAAUGCCGUCAUCAUUGGCCCCGCCGACACCCCCUUCGAGGAUGGCACAUUCCGCUUGGUCAUGAACUUCGAGGAACAGUAUCCCAACAAGCCCCCUGGUGUUAAAUUCAUCAGCCAGAUGUUCCAUCCCAACGUGUAUGGAACUGGUGAGCUCUGUCUGGACAUUCUGCAGAACCGCUGGAGUCCAACCUAUGACGUUGCUGCCAUCCUAACUAGUAUCCAAAGUCUUUUGAAUGAUCCCAACACUUCAUCUCCGGCCAACGUCGAGGCUUCGAACCUCUACAAAGACAACCGCAAAGAAUACACGAAGCGCGUGCGGGAGACUGUUGAGAAAAGCUGGGAUGAUUGA